Molecule: messenger RNA, 2571 nt
Organism: Tinamus guttatus (white-throated tinamou)
Lineage: Eukaryota; Metazoa; Chordata; Aves; Tinamiformes; Tinamidae
Source: RefSeq, a predicted model, not a curated record
AUGUUAAAAGUGACAGGUGGAAUCCUUCUUGGGUCUGGACUGAUUCCCAAGUACCCCAGAGAUCGAAGAUUAUAUAAACUGGGAUUAAAGGGGUUCUAUGUCAAAGAUGACAAUUAUAGUACAGGAGCAUCCGAGGAAGAAAACGAUCAUCCCAAUACAACAUUAAAGGCGAGCACGAAUCAUGCAUUGGAAGAAGAAGCUGAACUAGACUCGGAGGCUGAGCUUAUGAAGAGUCUGGGGUUGCCUCUUCAGUUUGGUGGGCAGUCAACUCGCAGAGAUUUUGUGGCAAUAGACAAUUGUAAAAAGAGAAAUAACGUGAAGAUCAUGAAAAAGAAGAAGAAAAAGAAAAAAGAGUUGCAGCAAAAGCACAGUAACCAAUCCAUUUCUGAUGAGCCAGCCCUAGCUUCAGAGCAAAGUGAAGAGGGGAAUAAAAUUCAGGUUAUAAAUGAAGGGAACUGUGAAAGUCCAGAAAUUCUUAUUCAUGAUGCCUUCCAGGGUGAGCUUAAAGAAAAAUGGGAGAAAUACUGGAGUGAGUAUGGAGAGGGCCUUCUUUGGCAGAGCUGGCUGGAGAAGCAUGAAGAGUUGUCUGAGGCCACAGCAAACUCUGAGCCUUGGAACAGUCCUGAUACCCAGGAAGAGUGGGAGCAGCAUUACAGGGAACUGUACUGGUAUUAUUGGGGGCAAUUUCAGUACUGGACAAGUCAAGGAUGGACUACAGAGAGCUCAUGCAACAACGGUGUGGAGGUUAAUGGUGUAACCCAGGACACUGAUCCUUCGGGAAAAAUGGACUUUGUUAGCCCAGAUGCUGAGUGUAAAGUGUUGAACCUGGAGCUGUCUCCGCCUAACAUCAGAAGUGAGGAAGCACCUGCUUCAAGUGCUGAGCCCCACAGCGAAAUUAUCUCUGGGAUCUCUAACAUAAAUCUGAACUCGGAGGAAGUGGAGCAGAGCAGGGCAGCUCCAGCAGUUUGCUGUGAUGAUCCUCAAAAGCAUUGUUCAUCUGACAGUGAAAACCAGGGUUCUUCUGUUUCAAGCCAAAAGGAGCCAUGCGAUGGAGGAACCAGGAAAAGGAGGGCCUCCAAUGACAAUACAAUUAUUAACCAAUCAGGUAAUACAGAAUCAGGUUCAUAUCAAUCAAACUUGAAGGACAAAGAGCAAUUGCCGCUUGGUGACAAGAAUGAAGAUGAAGAGGAAGAGCCUCCUGAAAACAGACAUACCAAGCUCAAGAGAGGUCAUGAGCUGGAUGUGGAUGAGAAUCCGAUGGAAGAUCCUGAGGAAACCUGUUCUAUUUUGGGCUUCAAGUGUGGCACAGGACAAAAGUAUGGUGGAAUUCCAGAUUUCACCCACCGAAGCGUGGAGUACCUGGAGAAAAAUGUAAAACUCAAGUCCAGAUUUUUGGACAUGCGUAAACCAAGAAAAAGCAAAAACACCCACAUCUUCUUUCCAGAAGAACCUGAAAAAACAUCUUGUCAAAAAAGUAAAACUUUGAAAAAGGUAGAGCUGUUCCUAAAGCAAGUUGUUAAACCUCUGGAGGAAGUUGCAUCCCAGAAGGCCAUCCCUCAGGAUAAAGUAGACAAAUCUUCUACAGACAGCAGCUCAGAGGAUCAGGAAAGUGUUACUGCACAGAACGUGAAAUUGAAUGCUGAAGAACACCAACCGCAGUCUUCCACUGUGGUUACUUGUGAACUUGGAAUGAAUAACCUCAAAGAGGAAACAAAAGAAAUCCCGGCCAAUGGCACUGAUUCCCAGGAUGUGGAAAGGGAGACUUGUGAUUCUGGAAGGCAGUUGGUCUCUCUGGAUAUUCCAGAUUAUCUUCGGGUGGAAACAGAAGAUGUAAGCCAAGUUGUAGGUGAAACAAAGACUGCAGAGAAGCAGCAGAAAAAAAGGAGGAGAAGGAAAAGAAUCACAGAGGGAGAGAUUCCUGCUCAGCUUGCUGCUGAUCCCGAGUUGGCCAAGUACUGGGCACAACGUUACAGGCUGUUCUCACGGUUUGAUGAGGGAAUUAAAUUAGAUAGAGAGGGCUGGUUUUCUGUUACUCCUGAGAAAAUAGCUGAACACAUUGCAGUGCGUGUCAGUCAGUCAUUCGACUGCAACAUUAUAGUGGAUGCAUUUUGUGGAGUUGGAGGAAAUGCUAUUCAAUUUGCUUUGACCUCAAAAAGGGUGAUCGCCAUUGAUAUCGAUCCUGAGAAACUCACCCUUGCACGGAACAACGCCCAAGUGUAUGGUGUGGCAGAGCACAUCGAGUUCAUCUGUGGGGACUUCAUGGUGCUGGCUGCCCAGCUCAAAGCAGAUGUCGUGUUUCUGAGCCCUCCGUGGGGAGGGCCCGACUAUGCCACUGCUGAAGUCUUUGAUAUUCAAACUAUGAUUUGUCCCGAUGGAUUUGAAAUUUUCAGGCUCUCCAAGAUGAUCACGAACAACAUUGUGUAUUUCCUGCCUCGGAACGCAGACAUCGACCAGGUUGCUUCCUUAGCAGGGCCAGGAGGGAAAGUUGAAAUAGAACAGAAUUUUCUCAAUAACAAACUGAAGACAAUAACUGCUUAUUUUGGUGAUCUAAUAAGACAUGAUGUCUCUUGA